Messenger RNA from Cyanistes caeruleus (blue tit), 4578 nucleotides. It is a transcript of the gene SERTM2, whose product is annotated as serine rich and transmembrane domain containing 2. The record is from RefSeq and is a predicted model, not a curated record. Gene Ontology annotation, cellular component: intracellular membrane-bounded organelle. NCBI's taxonomy places the organism in Eukaryota, Metazoa, Chordata, Aves, Passeriformes, Paridae.
GAGCCCUUCCUUCCCCCGCUGCCUGCGGGGACCCGGCGGCGCUGCCGCUCUGCCCAGCACCGCGAGGAGAGCCGGCCCUGCCCGGGACAGCAGCGGCACAGGGGGAAAGUGAGCUGGGCUGAAAGGAUGCUGUCCUGACUCCGGCCAAAAGCUGCGGCAUGCUCCCGGGGGAAUCGCCAAGCUCGUGGUCUGAAGCAGGGACUGCUGCCUGCUCUGAAAGGAAGUCGACUUUUUGACCGUUCCUAAUGAGAAACUCAGAACUCCAUACUCCUUAAGCCCUGAAUUAGGAGAGAAGAGAUCCCCCAGAGGUUUGGCAAAGCGGGGAACAACCUUCCCCAGCUCACCCAAGGAUAAACCACCUGCUGUGGGAGAGAGAAGCUGGCAGAAAGCUGAUUGCUCAGUCUGUCUGGAGAAACCAACACUUGCAAGGACCAAAGCUGUGCAAACCCUCGCAGCUCAGCUUGAGAGCAGGACCAAAGCUUUUCACCAUCCAAAGGAGGUGACCUACCAAAAGGAGACCCAAAGCAUUUUUAGGAUGGAAUAAAAGCCAGAAGGAAGUGUAAAUCACAAGUGUGAUGCUCGUUGUCAUUAUGACAGCAAUGUGCAAAAUGGUUUGCAAAGGCCUGUCCCUCGCAGUUUGCUCCGCGGUGUGAGCAGCAGCCUUGAGGAUGGAGCAUCUCUUGCUGAAGCCACCGUGCCAUCUGUGCUAAGUUUCCCCUCCUGACCUCCUUUGUGAGUCUGGUGAGGGGAGGCAGGAGAUCCGAAGGUAAAUGCGGAAAAUGGACCAAAGCUGACAGAGAGCAAUGACUGAGAUCUAUUUCAAGUUCCACGGAAACCUGACGGGCCGUGUCCACCUUCCAACUCUGGCUACUGAAGUAGACACAACAGCAGACAAAUAUUCCGGCCUCUACGUGUAUGUGGGAUUGUUCCUCACCCUCCUGGCUCUCCUCCUGAUCCUGCUUUUCUCCAUGCUCCUGCGCCUGAAGCACGUUGUGUCCCCCAUCACCUCCCCGGAGAGCACCGAGAACGUGCAGCAGUUCACGGACGUGGAAAUGCACAGCAGGAUCCCCUCCACUUAGGGAGCCCACAGCAAAGAGGGCUCCGUGCUUGGCAAAGGUGUUUUCUUCAGCAAAAGGUGGUGGAGAGAAGCUCUGGCCGCCUGUUGAGCCCCACGAAUUCCUGCAGAACCCUCAGCAGCAUCUGGAGAUUGUCACUGGCUGUUGGCACCACAGGCAGCAUGUGUGCAGCAGCCUCCAUAAAAUCGACAUUACAGAAACACGCUGCUGUCAGGGAAGGCUCACACCCCUCUAAAAACCUUGCAGGAAAUGGGAAAAGCCACAUUAAUGACAGCCAAAAACCCAGAGAAACAUAGCAGGAUGUGUCCUGGGGCCUGUGCUUGCUGCCCUGUCUGAAUCAACAAAGCUGAAGUGGUGUAAGUGGGAAGAACCCACGGGUUGUCAGUGGCUUGAAAAUUCUCAGGCAUUUCCCCCAUUCGAGAAGGAAAACAUGAAAUUGUUCUCUUUUUUCACUUGAAUGGCAAUUUGGAAAUUAAACAACAGAUUUUCACAAAUAUAGAAAUGUUUCAUCACCCGUUGGAACUCCUUCUUUCUGACAUUAGAAGCCAUUUAGUGAAUAGUUACACACCAGAUAUCAAAAAGAGACAGAACUUUAAAGAGGAAAGAGAAUAAAGCCAAAAUUUAAGGAAGGUUUAAAAUAAAAACAAGCAGCAGCAGCAGGAAAUGAAAUUAAAAAACUUAAAAGACACUCUACCUCUUCCUUUGUCCUCCUUUACAUUAACUGGGAUGAAUAUAAACAUUUUUAUGCCUUUUAGGGUCCCCAGUAUCACUCAGUAAUUAAAAUGCAGUGUAAGUUUUGGGAGCCCAAUUGACAUAAUUCAUAACAACAAUAAUAUGUUCUCUCAUAUCCAUAUUGGGUUUUCUUCCUCAAAAGACAGACAAAUUCUUCCAAAGUUUUUCUCAUUUGUUUUCCUCCAAGGAAAGCUGAGGAAAUGCCCUGGCCUGGCACUGCAAUAAGGAAUAGUGGGAACAGCUUUGGACACAGACUAAUAGAGAACAUGCAGAUGGAAAAUAAACCCACUGAGCACUGAAAGAUAUGAUUGGAUUCAAAUAUCCUGAUGGAAUCUCACGGGGGAAGGAAAUGUUUAUCUGAAUUUAUGGCACAACAAUCUGACCCAGUCCAAUGAGUGACACACAGAGUUAGGGUUUGCUUCUGUGGAUGGAAAAGAUGGAGCCAAAUACAGCAAAUCACUCCUGGGAGAGCCACUGCCUCUCACAGGAAAACCUUCAGUGAAUUGUGUCAGCCACAUCUCUAAAGGGCAGGAAUUUUACACAGCUAAUACUCUUUAUUACAGUCUAGGUCAGCAAUAAAACCCCCUGGAUGUUUUCCACAUGUACAUACACUCUUAUUUGCCAAUUCUCCUCUCUCCAAGGGCUUGGAAAGUGUAAAGUCCUCACACAAACCCAGUGCAAAAUUAGAGAAGACAGCAUCACAUGGACCUGUGACAGCAGCAGGAAAUUUUUCUUCAAAUGCUCUGUGUACAAGAGGGUUUUUGGUUACCUUUAAAGCUCUGGGUGAGCUGUUUGGAUGGGAAUAUCUGGGCUUUUACAGGUGGUAGCCAGGGGGGAAGCAGAAUGACAAGUAACAUACGCAGAAUCCAUGGGCAGGACCAGUGCUACUUCUGACUGAUGUAUUGAGUACAAAACCAGUUAAACAUUGCUUCUCUGUACUGACUCAUUCCUUUUUACUUCAUUAACCCCCACAUCUGUGAAUCACAGAAUCCCAGAAUGGUUUGGGUUAGAAAGGACCUUAAAGACCAUUUUGUUCCACCCCCUGCCAUGGGCAGGGACACCUUCCCCUAUCCCAGGUUCUCCAAGCCCCGUCCAACCUGGCUUGGGACAGUGAACCAGAACAGUGAUUGUGUGAGGGAAUACAGCAAAAAAUUCACUCUCAGCAGAGUCUCUCUGUGCCAUGCUUGGCUGUGUUUCCCUGGAAAAAGGGCAGGAUUCAGGUUAUCCUCCAUGGGGACAGCACCAGGCAGGAUGGUGGCUUCACACUGCAUCCAGAGAUUGGCUCCUCGACUCUCAGUACUGCACAAGAGACAAAAUUUUGUGUGAUGAUCAGGGUAUUAAUCCAACUAAGACAGAUGGCUACUGAGUUAGUCAAUGACAUUUAAAAUUAACGAAAAUCUAGCUGCUCAAAUUGGUUUGGUAUGUGUCAUUCAUGAGGCAGCCUAGCCCAGGCUCAGCAUGUGAUUUACCCUGGAAAACUCCAUUCAAAAGCUACAACUUACCUAGACCAGGAAUGUUCUAACAUACUAAAUCAGCAACUAAACCACAUUGGCUUCCCAGCACAACUAUCUGCAGAAAAGCUUUGUGUCCAAGAGUCUGCAGGACAGACUAAACUUUCAUUGCAGAUUUUUAUUGAUAUAAAAUAUCAGACCUACCAAUGGAAAAUGACAGUAUCAAAUUCUGAGUCCUCUGAUCUCAGCCAAAAUGGUCCCUGAGGUACCUGUCAGGAAGGACUGAGCUUCUUUCCAUCACACCAAGGAAUGUUAAUUCAGAAGAUUCUCACAACACUUUAAGACUUAUUCGUUAUCCUUUAAAUAAAUGAGUAAUCUGUAUGUCAGACAGUAUCUUGGGGCAGACUGGGGAUUUUUAUAUAGUACUCUUAUGGAAGUGAGACCUAUCUUCUCACACAAAAAUGACAGGUUUUCCUUUCUAAAGCUUUAUUUCAUAUAAAGUCUCUGUCCCAUUUGACACAUCUACAGCUCCAGUGGCACUCAGGGUGCCUCAUUCUUCUGUACAAUGCUGGUAUAUUUUAAAGCCUUUCCCACUGAGAAGAAUGCCUUUCCCCUCUUCUCAUUACCAUUUCUCAGGCCUGAGGGAUGUGUCUGGGAAAAGAGACUGUUGGGAUGUGUUGGAUGUGUUUGGUGAAUGGCCUCUAGUGGAGUUUGGCAUCCUUUGGCUUUAAGAAGUGGUUGUUGGAACUUUUGCACAGUUUUGCUGAUUCUUGGAGCACUGCAGGUCUCACAGCCAUGCCCUGCCCCUCCUGCAGGCUGUUCCCUUCCCACUUGUCCAUCUGCUACAGAAAAUGGGGUUUUUUCCACAUAAAUAAAGAGGCAGAGUGGUACCAAUGGUGAGUCAGUGACUGCUCUGUGCGUUCCCAGCCGUGGGUCUGAAGGACCAGCUCACCAAAAGGCUCAGGUGGUGCCACUAUUCCAAACCAACUGCUGGCCACGGGGAGUGUCUGGGCAAGAAAACCCUCCACCAGCCUGUGUAUUACUUGAACCAGCACGGUUUGCCCCCAUCCUUACUCCCAUCAGACACUAGAAACAAUCUGAGUAUUGAGUAAAUUCCUCACCUCCUCCGUGCCACCUGUUGUUCUGAUGGAGCAGAAAACGCCCGAGCAUCACCGCCCCUGGAGGGAGGAGCUGUGAGGCCAGAGCCAGCCUCCUCUCCCCAAAAAACCACCAGUGCUCCCAAAUCCCCCAGGGUUCCUCGUCUGGGAGCUGUCAGGAGUAUGGUGGCACUCCCUGUGAAAAACGAGGUUCACAUAUUU